AUGUCGCUCACUUAUUUGGUCGCGUUAUCGUGCCUUCUUCAUGUGGUGCCCGUCCUUUCCUCAGUGAACUCCAAUCGUGGAGUUACCGUCAUUCUUGACUCCUCGUUGAGCAAGAAUACCACUGGAACGCGUGAACGGGUCCUUGCCAUCAUCCGAAGAAGCGUUCCGCGUGAAACCGAGGCUCCAGCUAUACAGGGAAUCUACGAGGACAGAGGGUACUCCAUCUUGUCCGCAUUUUGUCGUGCGUUAGCUGUGGAGCGUGCAGCUGUCGUUGGAAGCCUACCGCUGCGCGCAGCGUCCUUGUUCGAGUCCCUAACUGGUGCAUUUAAUUUUCCCUACAUAACUUGGGAUGCAAUUACACUGAGUUUUGAACCACCGGCUAGCAGUCCACGUGACUGCAAAAUGUUCUCGGUACGCCCCGAUGUCACCCAGGCGUUAGUUGAUUUUCUUGUCACCUGGAACUGGAAGACAUUUGCGUACCUCUAUGGUUCGGCAAAUGCAUUCAAGAGGCUUCAGUACAUUAGCCAAAGGGUGGCCCCUCAACAAGUCCAAGGCGAUAAUGAUCGCACUCUGCCCCUCAUGACUAGUGGCUAUGUUGGUGUCGAGGAUCCUGAAGUUAUUCACAAGACUCUCAAAGCUGUCGACACAUUCUUGUCGACGAAGGCCGAGAGGAAUGUGAUAAUCGACAUAGGACGGUCUGUGAUGGAUCAAGGGAGAUCUGGAAGGGAUCGUCUAGAGACGAUAUUUAUGUGGCUCAGCCGUAUGGGGAUGAUGCGGACAGAGUACAACUACCUCUUGGUUGAUUUCAACAUUUUUGAGCUUUCGCUGGACGACUACCAACGCGGUGGAGUCAAUGUCACUGGCUUUCACUUCCUCGAUUACCAAAACGAUGCGGUUCGAAAGUUUGCAGCCAGAUGGAAUGACUCUAAGCUACCCUUACAUGACAUCGCCUUUAUGAUGGACGCCUUAGAAGUCGCAUGGGGACUCAAGAAGGCCACCGAUAGAGGUCUCUGGAAUAACAGGGAUGCUGAUGCCAAGUCAACCUGCUUCACUUCCUCUGGUGCUUUGGUCUCGGAGCCUUCGAUUCAACGCUGGCAGCCUGGUGAUCGGAUCAAGUCGUGGCUAACGCAAACUGACAUCAGUGGACAGACAGGGCUUGUUCGGCUUGAUCGCCAGACGUGUCAACGAACUGACUACAACUUGUUGCUGUCGUCGGCAUUCGGGAAAUUGCCGGACCGCAUUAUCGCUAAGUGGAGUCGGCAUUCGAGCUGGGUACUGCCGACCCAAUCCACCAAUCCCGGUUUCUUUCAUCUCAAUGUCUUCCCCACGCUCAAAGAAAAGAUCGCCGAAUCCGUCAAUUACAACAACCUGCUCGAGAUAUUCCGCCUGCAGAACAGGACGCUUCGGGUAGUCAGUGUGCUCUCCAAACCCUUCAUCAUGUACGCGAAUCCUGAGGUAGUUGGGGCCACAUCCGGACGCCACAACUUCGUCGGAUACUGCAAAGACCUUGCCGAUCACAUAUUCGCGCGACUUAAUCUCAACUAUGAAAUCCACCUCGUCAAGGACGGGAAAUUCGGCACCAUUGAUCCAGCUACCGGUGAAUGGAAUGGCAUGGUUGGUGAGGUACUGCGCGACGAGGCCGAUCUGAUCAUCGCGCCGCUCACGAUGAAUAUUAUUCGUGCCACGUUCAUCGAUUUUUCCGAGCCAUUCAUGAAUUUCGGCUUGUCUCUGAUGCUCCGUAAACCCGGGAAAACUAAACCGGGCAUGUUUAGCUUUCUCUCGCCUCUAACAAACGCGGUGUGGCUUCGAAUGGCUGGAGCUACAAUAGUUGUUGGUCUGGGGCUUCGUUUGAUAGCGGCCAUUUCACCCAAAGAACGCUCUCCAGCUGACCCCAGCCUCGGCUUCAACCUCGGGAACUGCAUGUGGUUCUCGGUGGCGUCUUUUGUGCACCAAGGCAUCGACAUCUUUCCCGUUUCCCCAGGCGCACGCGUGUUUGCUAGCAUCUGGCGCUACGUCUGCCUCGUUGUGAUGGCCUACUACACCGCCAACUUGGCAGCUGCCCUCUCCGUUGAGCGUCUUAUUUCACCCAUAAAUUCCAUCAAAGACUUCGCGGAACGCGACGAUCUGCCCAUUCAGAUUGGAACCCUAGACUCUGGGGCCACUAAAGACUUCUUCGCACACGCCGAAGGCUCAUUCUUUAAGACCAUCUACCAGAAGAUGGAGCGUGACCCGUCCGUGUACGUGCCGACGAUGGCUGCGGGAUUCGAACGCGUGCGCACCAAGCCCUACGCGUUUGUUGCGGAGUCGAAGAUGAUCGAGUACAUCAAUCACCGCCAGCCAUGCGACACGAUGAUGGUCGGCAAUACCUUCGGGAGUAAGGCCUACGCUGUAGGGCUUCCCUCGAACAGACCGGAGAUGCGCAUCCUCAAGGAGCACGUGACUGACGCCAUUCUACGCCUACGAGAGAACCAGGUGCUCGCCAAACUCUACAAGGAGUGGUGGGUUGAGAAGGGCGAAUGUGUGGAGGGAGGAGAGCAGCAAACCAGUGAGCCCCUCGCUCUGAUAAAUCUCUCGGGGGUUUUCUACAUCCUCAUUGUGGGGAUGGUUCUCUCUGUGACAAUCGGUGUCAUUGUUUUCAUCUACCAACUGCACAACAGCAAGAAACGAGCAAUUUCCUAG
Messenger RNA from Mesocestoides corti, 2679 nucleotides. NCBI's taxonomy places the organism in Eukaryota, Metazoa, Platyhelminthes, Cestoda, Cyclophyllidea, Mesocestoididae. The record is from the annotation of a GenBank genome assembly.